CAAAAAUGUAAAUAAGUCUUUUUUUUGUCUUCUGAAUCUCGCGGCUUCGAUAGACUAUUCAGACUAAAUCGUCAGCGCCAGGUGAACAACCAUCUCUGGCAACCAUCAAUCACUUCCGGCGACUUCCGGCAACGCCAGACUCGGGGCAAUAGCUGCUGGAUUCAGGCUGAUUGCGCCAGGUUUGGGAGCUAAAUUUCACUGCCGACCAUUAUGAAUUACCUGCUUGGAGCUUUUAAGCCAUCGUGCAAUGUAUCAAUUGCAUUUUCAGAUGGAAAAACACGCAAGCAGGUUCCACUAAAGAAGGAAAAUGGUCAAACAGUUUUGGUUCCCCUCUUCCAAAGUCAAGAGAAUAUUACUGGGAAGAUAACAAUAGAUCCUCUACAAGGAAAAAAGGUUGAUCACAAUGGUGUUAAAAUUGAGCUUCUUGGUCAAAUCGAGAUGUAUUUUGAUAGAGGCAACUUUUACGACUUUACUUCUCUUGUUCGUGAAUUGGAUGUUCCGGGAGAAAUAUAUGAAAGGAAAACAUACCCAUUCGAAUUUUCUACAGUUGAAAUGCCUUAUGAGACAUAUAAUGGGGUGAAUGUGAGGCUGAGGUAUGUUCUCAAAGUUACCAUCAGUCGUGGGUAUGCUGGUAGCAUUGUGGAAUAUCAAGACUUUGUGGUUCGCAACUAUUCUCCACUUCCAUCGAUUAAUAACGGUAUCAAGAUGGAAGUCGGAAUUGAAGAUUGCCUACACAUCGAGUUUGAGUAUAACAAAAGCAAGUACCAUCUCAAAGAUGUUAUAAUUGGCAAGAUUUAUUUCCUGCUGGUGAGAAUUAAGAUAAAGAAUAUGGAUCUGGAGAUCAGGCGUCGAGAAUCAACAGGAUCUGGUGCUAACACUCAUGUUGAGACAGAGACACUAGCUAAAUAUGAGCUGAUGGAUGGAGCUCCAGUAAGAGGUGAAUCUAUUCCAGUCAGACUCUUUCUUAGUCCUUACGAGCUGACGCCUACGCAUCGUAACAUCAACAACAAAUUCAGUGUGAAGUAUUAUUUAAAUCUUGUUCUUGUUGAUGAAGAGGACAGACGCUAUUUCAAGCAGCAGGAGAUCACUAUAUAUAGGCUUCAAGAGACAACCUGAUUCCUCAUCUCCAAAUACUGUUAGAUAAAGUCGGUUUUGGACAGUUGAUCAACUACUUGGGGCGCUUUUGUAAAGCUUUUUAUUCUGGAGAAUAUCUAUUUCUUGUCCAAGCAAAAUGUUUAGCUGCUUGCUUAGGCAUGAAAUGUCGGUGAGAUCAUUUCUUUUGGUUGCUGGUAUGUCUAAUGUGUUGAUUGUAGGAACACGGUUAACAAACUGUUGCACAUUUCGUCAAGAGCAACAAGAUCUGAUUUUCGGUGUGGUUAAUUGUAGAUUAUAUUUUGUUAUUGUGAAAUAAAUAUUUUCUUCUAAA
This is a messenger RNA of Cucumis melo (muskmelon), 1426 nucleotides long. RefSeq names its product vacuolar protein sorting-associated protein 26A. The coding region runs from base 211 to 1116 and encodes 301 amino acids. Gene Ontology annotation, biological process: retrograde transport, endosome to Golgi; intracellular protein transport. Lineage: Eukaryota; Viridiplantae; Streptophyta; Magnoliopsida; Cucurbitales; Cucurbitaceae. The record is from RefSeq and is a predicted model, not a curated record. Gene Ontology annotation, cellular component: retromer complex; endosome. The transcript has 12 exons.